UGAAUUAUUAUAUUUGAUAUCAAUUAUUGCGUGGUAUGUGGCUAUCUAUCUCCACCCCUAACUGUUCCAUCGUUUGCCUAGAAGAAACUGCUUGGGGGGUAACUAUGGAUGUUGUUGUUGUAUGUUCUCGUCUGGACACACCUGAGACACUGAGCAGGUCACACUUGUGUAGGAUAAACAGCUGUGGAGGCCAUAGAUGCAUCAAUAGAGGUAAUGGGAAUAAUAUGUCCCUCUACCCUGUCUAUUGCUUCUGAUCAAAGCUAUUCGUAGUAAACUUUGUAGUUAUAUAUAUUCGCUAAUAACACUUUCUCUUGAUAAUUAUCGUUAAUUUACCUAUCCAAUCAUUUACAAAGUCUAAUAUAUGUGAGGUGUGAAUUUUUCUGUGGUUGAUCAGUGUUUAUAUCCACCUUGAUGCUGACUUGGAUCCUGCUGGCGUUAGUGUAAAUAAACAACAUUUCUCAACAACUACAAUGGAUAUCUACAAGUCAGAUUCUGACCUGUCAACCAUGCCCCGACUUCGGCUUCCUGUAGACCUGGCAACAGCAAAGGAAGUCAUGAAAAAGUUUCCUGAUAUGGCUUAUUCACUGAAUCACAGUGGAAUAUUUCAAAAUGCCGUACGGAUGUUAUAUGGAGAGGAAUUCACCAUAAAAACUGACCUCUCCAGUCGAAUGCUCUUCAGCUGCAUGAUAUGUAAUCGUGAAAUGAACUCUGAGAAUGCCAUGGCAGAGCACUUCAGAUCAGGGGCUCAUCAAAAAAAUCGGGACAAGAAGUGUCGCGAAAGUGGAGAGGUAAACUUGAAAGCCUUAGCUUCAAAUUAUCCUACAGAUUCUCUACAUUAUAAACUACUGAACUCGAAAGUUCAACCCUUAGGUCUACAAUUGGUUGAAGAAUAUGUUCGUGGACGUGGGUCUCCAUACUAUAAAUGUAACCUGUGUGGAGCACAUGGCAAGCUGGACACUAUGUACCACCAUUUAAUUGGCAGGAAGCAUACAGAAAAGUAUAUUAAAUCCAGUUGUGUUUUGAGGAAUUCAAUCUUAACUCCUAAUGAACGUGAAGAACUUCGUCGUCAGGUGAUCGCAGCUGAAGGAAUUAAUACACGAGGUUUGAAAACUAUUAGAGGAAGUGAUUAUUUUCCCUAUAAAUGGAAAGAAGAAGGCCGUGCUGUAGCAAAACACCUAACAGAUGUUAAAAUUGAGACGAGAUCCCCGUCGAGCUCCCCAUCACCAGGGCCUUCAGGAAGUAGGACUCCUAUUGGCCGUGGUUACCUUAAGCGAUCACCAAAACGUUCGCCAGGGGAAUCUCCAGUAAGCUCUCCAGAGAGGUAUAGCUCAAAGCCUUCCAAAGGGUGUCGAAAAAUUUCUCCAGUAAGAAGAUCACUGUCGAGAGAAAAGUCUCCACUUUCUCUGUAUCGUAACAAAUCUCCACCACUACCUACCUUGGAUGCUGCAAGAAUUGAGCUAAAUCCUGUCCAACUGCCACCAUUGCCUCCACUACCACCGCCGCCUCCCCCACGCAUAGUGGAUACUAAAGAUCAGGAAGUACAGAAACAUGAUCUAGAAGAACUGAUGGUACAGCUCAACUUCAUUGUAAAAACUCAUGCUAUGCCAGUUUCUAAAGAAGAUCAUGGGAUAUCUCAAGCACAGACUGGAACCAAGUUGGUUUGUAGAAAACAGAAGAAGAAUGUGAACUUAGCAUUUAUUUUCAAGUUGUGUUUCGAAACAUUUUAUUUUUAGUUGCAGUAUAUUCUCAUUGCGCAUUGGUCUCCCCACACAAGGUUAGCCCAUUAAUGGUCUUUUAUUGAAAUUACUUUCUUUAGUUUGUCUAUAGUGUGGAAUCUCAAUUCUAAUAAUCUACUUUUAUUUUUUAAUAAAUGCUCAAGACUUGAUUAAAAUUUGUUCAGUGCAAAGUAUAAUUUUGUGAAAUGGAUAUGCAAAUUUAUCUGAAUAUAUUUAAGGAACUGAAUUGGUGUUUAACCAUUGAUGAUGUAAGGAGAGUAUGCAUAUAAAUAUUCAGACAAUGUGUGCAUUGUAUCCUGUAUAAAUGUACAAACGUUAUAUAUAUAUAUAUAUAAAACUACAAAUGCCAAAAAUACAGGUCUGGGAUGAUGCCAUUAAAUAUAAUACUGUAACUUCCUUAUUACCACCACCAUCAUCAUCAUCAUGUUAUCAGAAACCACAAUACUCGGUUGCCACUAUAAACUAUACCAUGCUCUUCACUUGCCAGGUUUUUAGCUAUUUUCUGUACUGCUUCACAUGUGAUCAAGGCUUAGGUGUUACACAAGCUUGGAAUUUUUUAAGGAUGUAUGCAGUGAGAAGUAUUGUCAAAUAUUCCUGCUUUUUCUAAUUGUGUUUAAAUAUACAUUACUGUAUAUGUAGACAUGUGCCAAGCUACAGUGUUGUCACAACAGUCGUUUCAUAUGGAGUCGAGAGAUUAAAAUUUAAGUACAACUGUAGGGGUUUAUGUACAUGGCAUUGUAGAAGCGAUGUAUGUGUAGUUUAAUGAGUUUGUUUUCCUGUAGCUUAAGACAUGAAUUUGUCACUAAAGUCAAUAUUGGUCAAGGAAGUGGCUUGUACAAAAUAGUUUAAAAACGAAUGCAGCUAGAGAGCAGUCUGGAGCUAUUGGUGUGAAACCCUAGGUAUUGUAUGGUCAAUGAAAUAUAUUGAAAUAUUAGAGCAGCAUAGAAAAAAGCAUAAGAAAUCAAAUUAUUUUGGAAAGGUGUGUAAUGUAAAAGUCUGAGUUUUUAAGAUUAUUCAAUAGCAUGUUUUUAUAGAAUUUACUUGUGAUGGAGGACAAAUGUGAGAUGUGAUUGGCAAGUGUAAAAAUGUUUUUGUAUAAACUACUUGAAAACUAGCAAUGGACAGGGAUGGGUAGAAGCAGUAUGUCACAAAGGCAUGAUUAUUUUGUUGUAUGGUGUCAAUCUACAUGGACCACUAUGAAAUAGCUGAAAUACUACUGUAGAAAUUUCCUGUGUUUUAGAACUAGUUUUCAAAUAUGCUUCCAAAUAAAUGAUGGUAUGAAAGUUCAUGUGCUACUGUGUGUUUAACUUUCCUAUUCUUUCCUGGCAGGCGCCUGCCACACAGGUGAGUGGGCGGCACGAUGGUGGUAAAGAUUAUAGUGUACCGGCACACUACAUACAAGAGUAAAGUGUGCUAAGAAUGAGCUGGUGAUAAAGAAAUUGGUGCAACAAGAGUCAAUGCACGGGAUAUAAUUCUAGAUUAUUUUAAAAUUAGAUUGCUAUAAGGGAUUCAUAUUAGAAUCCAUUUACAAGUUCUAUAAAGGUACUGUUAUCUUCCUUGACUCAUUUUGAACUCUGGCCCCCUAGAUGUGUGGUUGAAAUACUGUACUGUAUUUUAGCUGAAUUGCAGAUUUUGCUAUUUAAAUAGUUUUCAGUGCACAGUGGAUAAAUAUAAACUGACCUACUGGAGAAAAAUAAGUCUUCCAGGUGGGCAUUGUUAGUUGAAAGGGACUGACUUCACAAAUCAAAAGUCGGUCGCUUAAAACCAAUGGUACCCACCGAGUUAGUCUCGCUAAGUUGUGAAUAGUUAAAGGGGCCGUUUCCAUUUUCACUUUGUACAUGAAAGACUGAUACAGAUAACAUAGAAAAAUAAGGAUUAGGUUUUCCUUCAGUAAUACUUUUAAAGUGCAUUUUGUAAUUUUCAUACUACAGUAAUUAAUAUUAGUAAUGUAAUGUAUCAUAAAUGUUUAGCUACUUCACUCAAAGGGGAAAAAAAAAGUAUUAGCAAUAGAAGCAUAUAUUUACAGAGCAAAAAAUAAUUACUGUAUAUGCUGGCAUACAAGUCAACAUUUGAAGCCUAAAAAUCUUUCCAAAACCAGGGGGUCAACUUGCCUGCCGAACAUAAAAUGUGAACCUUAACCACCGAGAGAUAAACAAGUGGCCUAACACUUGUUGUGCACCACUUGUCAUACCUCUCACACCACUUUGUAUUGCCUACUGAAACUCAUGUUUGGUAAGUCUAUUUAAUGUAUUUACCAUAUAAUAUCACAAUGGUUAGCAUAUAUUAUAGUAGAAAACAUAGCCCUGCAAACUCUCCAUUUACAACAGCUGAUCGGUGUACCAGUGAGGGAGAGGGAAGUAGUCAUACCAGUUUGUGAAAUAUUUCACACGUUUUAUGUACCAUCUUUUUCAAGAGAAAUAUUUUUUGUCACAAAAUUGUAAAACAGACUUGUAACAUCUAUAUGAUUUAAAUAAAUGAAUGUCUUAAGGGUGCCAAACCA
Molecule: messenger RNA, 4236 nt
Organism: Procambarus clarkii (red swamp crayfish)
Lineage: Eukaryota; Metazoa; Arthropoda; Malacostraca; Decapoda; Cambaridae
Source: RefSeq, a predicted model, not a curated record